UCAAACUUGUGUAAAUACAGUUCAGCCUGUUAUUAUUGAUGCACACAACUUCAUUGUGAAUUUAAAAAAAGAAAGAACCAGUAUUGUUACGUUAACGUUGAAUAGUUCAGGCCAUAGCUACAGAUGACGUAAGUUGAAGUUUACCUCCCGAAACUGGAGUUUAAAAGUGAAAAAUAACCACACAAGUGAACUCAAGAAUCCAUGUUUUAAUAUUCAGAUAAUUCUACGAUAAUGCAAUGUGAUCAUCGUUUUAAAAGCCCUUCGAAAAAUUGCAUGCAUUAACGUCAGCGUCAAGUGACGUCAAUUCAACGCUGAUAGCGUAAAUGUUCGCCUUUGAUCGUACUUUCCCCAGACGAGCGUGUAACCUAGGAACAUGAGGGUCUUUCACUGGUGUCUCGUAAUUCUCAUUAUGAUGCACGGAAGCACGGGAAAGAAGCGGCGACACAAGGGAACCCAAUGGUGGUCCCUGGCUCAGACGGGUGAGCCGUCGAACGACCUCUACUCCCCCACCGCCCAAGCCUUUAUACAUUCCUCACCAACACUGUUGCCAUUGACAAAGAAGCAGCGUCGCCUAGUAACCAAGAAUCCUGGCACGAUCGUCGCCGUUGCCAAAGGCGCCAGAAUGGCGGUUGAUGAGUGCAAAUAUCAGUUCAAAGACCGGCGAUGGAAUUGUCCUGUUCAAGAGAACGGACACGGAGGGUCUAUAUUCGGAAAAAUCAUUGAUAAAGGUUGCCGAGAGACGGCGUUCAUCUACGCUGUGACCAGUGCGGCGGUGGCUCAUUCUGUGGCGCGCGCAUGCGCUGAUGGAAGUAUAUUUACGUGCACGUGCAAUUACAAUUUACACCAGCCCCAGGGUGUCGAUUGGGAAUGGGGCGGGUGCAGUGACAAUGAAAACUUCGGGCGGAAGUUCUCGAGGAAGUUCGUCGACGUAGCAGAGAAGGGACGCGACUUCCGGUUUAUGAUGAAUUUGCAUAAUAAUGAGGCCGGACGCCGGCACGUAAAACGUCAGAUGGUCCGCGACUGCAAAUGCCAUGGGAUGUCCGGAAGUUGCACCAUCAAGACGUGCUGGAUGCGUCUUCCCAAUUUCCGGCAGGUCGGCACCAUCUUGAAAGAUCAUUUUGAUGGCGCCUCCAGAGUUAAUCCAGGCAACGAAGGCAGCGCGGACGGCGAAGGUGAUAACAACAACGGCGGCCGUAGAAACACAAAGAAGCCGAAAUUGGAACCCGUCGAUCCCAAUCAUAAGAAGCCAGACAAGAGAGAUCUGGUAUAUUUCGAGGAGUCGCCCAACUUCUGCGAGCCCGACGACACGAUUGGCUUUCCCGGAACUUCCGAGCGCGAGUGUAACUCGACGUCCAUCGGCAUCGACGGCUGUGACCUCCUUUGCUGUGGCAGAGGUUACAAGUCCGAGCCUUACACAGUCCGCGAGCGGUGCAGCUGCACAUUUCACUGGUGCUGCGAGGUCAAAUGCAAAGUGUGUACACGGACAAAAAUACGGAACACGUGUUUGUAAACUUGUAUAAGCUUCGCGUGCGUGAAUAUUGUUUAGUACUUAAACCAGCAAGGGGAGGUAACAAUGUACACGGACAAAAAUACGGAACACGUGUGUGAAAAAUCUUUCUUGAAUUAAAACAUUUGACUUCAAAAAAGAACAUUAUGUAAAUUGUUCUCACAUGCAUGUAAACGCAUGGAAAAUAUACAUGGACUUGAUUGUGUUCUUUGAAGAUUUUUCAGGUUGGAAUAAAACAAUCCCUGACAAGUGAACGCAAAAUGUGCUUUUAAAAACAAUGCGAUUAAUGUUGUCGUGUCAUUAAUCAAGUGCGCAUGCACAUGAACUCCGUUGGAAUUGAAGGAUAUUUAAGCCAUUUAGCAAAUCAACACAAGACUAGAUACAAACUCGUUCUAAGAUUAACGCAAUAGGCAAAAUAGACCUUUCAAGGGAUCUUUUCACGGUUUGGUAAAUUUUUACAAAAUUGAAUAAAGUUGUUUCAGAUUCGCAAAUUUUCGUUUUAGUUAUGAUAUUUGUGAGGAAACAGUAUUACUAAACAUUUACCAUGGUCUAAUAUAACCAAUAUAUGCAUCUGUUGACGAUUUAAAACCCUAAAAAUUAUAAAGCGUUGCAAUGCGAAACGAUUGAAUAAUUUGGAGAGUUCUGUUGUUGUCGUUUAAUUUUGUGAAACUACGAAGAUUGCUCAUAUUAUGCAUAAAAUACUUCAACCAAGUAUGUUUGGCAGAAUAGCUGAGCGGGCUAAUGCGUAUUUACUCCAGGUUACUCUAGGACUCCGGGGGUCAUUGGUUCGAGUCCAGCUGCGGCUACUUUUUUUCCUAUUUUAAAUUUUAUUCUUGAUUUUUUACUGGAGCUUUUCAGAUCCAAUGUUUACAUUUAUCAAUAUAAAGCAUUUAAUGACUUAUUUCAAAACAUGCCAAAAACUGUGAAAAGGCCCCUCAAUUAUUUUUACAUUAGCACGUGUUUCAAAAGCGUACACAUGUCUCAGUGAUAAGCACGUCAGUAAAAAGCGAAGAAGACAUUUCUUAUCCAAUGGGAUUUGUUAUGACGUCCUUUUGACAAUAUGACUUUAAUUAAAUACAAACUAUGAGUCGUGUGUAAUUUACUUGCAGAUGUUUGUUUGCUUCGUACAUUUAUAUAUUCAACUAUAAGAGCAAACAAUUUGACACGAAGUUGCGAUUUGUAAACUACAUCGCGGAUUCGUAGAAGAAAUAAACUUGUGUUCAUGUGCAUAUAUAUAUAUAUAUGUAUUAUUUCGAAUAAACCGUUUUGUUUUCUAGACGGACACACAACCUGAAUUUAUAUACUGCAAUAUGUUUUUGUUCUUGAUUAGUUUAACAUUAUAGUGGCUUUCUGAAGACAUUAUGCCUUUUGAACUUUGAAGCGGCAUUGAAAAGAUUUCGCUGCGAUAAGGAGUUGAUAUUUGGACUUAUCUUUUGUACAUAAUAAUGUAUGCAAGUUACGUUAAACUUGGACUGUAUUGAGGUUAAUACAGAAGUGAAAGACGCAGUAUGAUAAUUGAGUGUUAAAGAGGGAGCAACUAUAAAACAGAAUACGAUCUUUGGGAUGAGGGAGCGUGUGUGCAUUGUAAUGCCCUGAACUACUAAUUGAACGUGCGUCCUGGUUUGACGAUGGUUAUGCUAAAACCAGGAAUAAAAGAUGGUUGUUUCCAAGAAACGUUAAAAGUCAAGGAUGCAUAGCAAAAUGCAGUUUCCUGAUUAAAUAAACGUUUAGUAACUAGAUCGAACUUGUGACGUGUUCUUAAUGUGGCCUUUGUUUAUACUUUAUUACUUACUGCGAUUACUAUGCAUUUAUUCAAGUGCCAGUAUACUUUGCGUUUAGGUGCCAUAUUUAAUAUUUUAUACAAUAUUAUAUGUGAAACGCAGUGGUUUCAUGUAAAUACUUCGUUUUCAUACAAGUCAUGAUUUGGGCAAACUUUUAAUGCCAGUUAAUAUACAGGGCGUUAAUUUUGAAAUGUAGUUAUACAAAUAAUAAUACAUAGCUAAACAUAAACUUUAAACUUUUAACUUUAUGUAUUAUGUACAUGCCGAUUUAAUUCCAGAAAGAUUCAUACCAAAAGGCGUGAAUAUAAGUUGUAUCAACAUCUAAAAUAAGCGGCUCUCGGUUUAAUAACUGUUGAAAGUAUUGAGAGAAUUAUCCCGGAUCAUCCCAAAUAAAUUGACAUAUGAUUAUUAACCCAUUUAUGCAUAGCGUCUAUGCUAAACGAACAAAACAACACAAACGUGAAUUUUCGUCCCUGUUUGUCCUAUGGUGAUUGCACCAUUUAACUGGGACGACACUUAACGCACAUGCAUAACACAUAUUUUUGAUCCACUCAACAACGGUAUUGAGUUACCUGAACACGAUUUAGCUAAUUUGAGAACUUGUUAUGUCGAUUAAGUAUUUUUUUUUUAAAUAAUGUUUCUGUAAAUAGUUAUAUCAUUAUUUAUUGUGUUUAAACAAGUUUAUGUUUUUGUUCUUGUUAUGUCCAUUGUUUUCCCACCUCAUUUUUUGUAAAUAAAUAUGCUGCAUUUUUUAUUUUCCAAAAAACUCACUUUGUAAAAUGCCAUGGUAGUUAAUAUAAAUUGUUGCAAAUUUCCGAAACGGUUUCCAAAGUAAGUUACUUAAAUACUGUCUAAAAUUUACAAAACUGACAUAUGAGAUUAUAUCUUAUAAUGCUUUCUCCACAAAAGUGUUUCUAUUUCUAUUAUACAACAUGAAAUAAAUUUUGAAAUAUGUACUGUUGGUCAUCACACAUAUAAACGCGUAAAGUAAACGUAGAAAGGUAUAUUUAAUGAUAAUAUCUGUAUAUAGCUUUCGGUGUUUACGUGAGAAUUUGUAUAUAUCUUUGAAAGUCGAAAUAACUAAACCUUGUUUUUAUUGCGUAUCGCCAAAUUAAAUUAAACAACGCCAUAGGCAAGCAUACUUUUGUAUCUGUCUUAAUCAAUGACAUUUUUUGGGAUGCCAUAAUUAUGUCACCUUGAAUGCAUGAUUCCUUUACUAAAAGUUGGGUUAAGUUAUAUGUAUGUGUAUAUUUAGUCUCAAACAUUAACAUUUUGACUUCGAUGUAAAAACGCUCUUGAUUAAAUAUACAAAUAUUCUACAUGACAUUUGGUCUUCAUGUCGAGGUUUUGUAUCCUCCCUGGACGCUGUGUCUAUGUCAAUAUUAACCCUUUUAUGCCUAGCGUCCUGAAAAAAGGCCUUGGCAAACAGCGUAGUCCCAGAAAAGACGCCGCAUGAUGCGGCGUCUCAUCAGGGUCUGCGCUGUUUGCUUUAAGGAAUUUCUGUAAGGAAUAUUUUUAAUAUAGAAAUAAAUAUACUAGACAUCCCUAAUUUUGGAAAUAAAUUGAUCCAAUUUAGAAGGAUGGGAGAGUCCAAUAUGAAUAAAUGGGUUAACAUAUAUGACACAUUUAACGUCCCUGUGGUACUAUGACAACAUGGCUGAAAUACUUCACAACAUGUCCUGUCUUUCUUAUUUGAUUUUUUUUUCAUGAAUAUUCUUCAAAUUGUGUCUGAUAUUACACCGGUAAUCAUAAUUAACCCAUUUAUGCCUA
Molecule: messenger RNA, 5058 nt
Organism: Dreissena polymorpha
Lineage: Eukaryota; Metazoa; Mollusca; Bivalvia; Myida; Dreissenidae
Product: protein Wnt-1-like
Exons: 6
Coding region: 374-1510 (378 amino acids)
Biological process (GO): canonical Wnt signaling pathway; neuron differentiation; cell fate commitment
Cellular component (GO): extracellular region
Molecular function (GO): cytokine activity; frizzled binding
Source: RefSeq, a predicted model, not a curated record